AUUUAAAUGAGUGAGAUAUUGGGAAAUACAAAGGAAAAUGGCGUCAACAACAACCCUUGUUCAGAUAUCCAUUACUCUCCAGCGAGCUCGUGCUACCAGAGAAGCCUCCAUUUCAAGAAACCCUUUCGCCAAUACCCUCCAGCCACAUCGCCCGCCGCCUCGGCUCCACGGCCUCACCUUCUCCACCCGCCGCCGUACCCCUUUCGUCACUUCCAAGAAAAAGCUGGACAUAGAUAAGGAGGGAAAAAAUGGCCUUUCUGUGUCAAAGAUGCAUUUUUGCCAAAGUUUAUCUGCUUUUGUUGCUGGGAGUCAUGUUCGAAAUUUCAAACUUUUAACUGUGCAGCUGCAGCGCACUCCCAAAAAGGCCGGCGGAGACGAGGAAGACAUAGAUGAAGCUGCUUUCGAGGCCCUUUUUCAACAGCUUGAAGAAGAUCUGAAAAAUGAUGAAUUGAAUGGUACUCAUGGUGAAGAUGAUGACAUAAGUGAGGAGGACCUUGCAAAGCUCGAGCAAGAACUAGCAGAGGCCCUGCAGGAAGAUGAUGAGUUGUUGGGGGCACCAGACAAUGAAGAUGAAGAUGAAGAAAAUGAUGACGAGGAUAAUGAAUAUGAAGUUGAUGAUGACAAUGAAGAAUUGGCACUUGAAGAUGAUGAUGAUGAUGAUGAUGAAAUACGGGUAGAACUUAAGAAUUGGCAAUUGAAGAGGUUGGCCUAUGCCUUGAAAAAGGGCCGUCGAAAGACUGCUAUCAAAAGCCUUGCUGCUGAUGUGUGUCUCGAUCGAGCAAUCGUUCUGUCAAUACUCCGUGACCCUCCUCCAAAUCUCGUCUUGUUGAGUGCCACAUUACCCGACGAACCAAUUGUGAAUACCAUCGAGACUGCUGCACCUUCGGAGCCCAUGGCAGAUACAACAAAACCCCAAGUUAAGGAGGAGGAGAAACUUCCGGUGCAUGUCAUGCAAAGAAACUGGUCUGCUCGCAAGAGACUGAAGAAAGCACAAGUUGAGACUCUCGAGCAAGUCUACAGGCGAACUAAGCGCCCAACUAAUACGAUGAUUAGCAGCAUUGUGCACAUAACAAACUUGCCUCGAAAAAAAGUUGUGAAAUGGUUUGAAGAUAAACGAGCUGAAGAAGGGGUACCUGAACAUCGCCUUCCUUAUCAAAGAACCCUGGUCUCAUACUCUUGUCUAGUCGUCUUCUUUGUCGCCUCCGCCUCCAACCUCGCCUCCGACUUCGACUUACGCCUCCGACUCCGAGCUGCACCCAGGCUCCGAGUCGAAGCUCUCCAUCCACGAGUCGAAGCUCGAAGUUCGGCUCGCGAUUUUCCUGGUCUCAACCUCCGUGCUUCCCUGUAUCAGAUGAGGAAGCUCAAGGUUCACGAGAAGAAACUGUUAAAGAAAGUUGAUUUCUUGGAAUGGAAGAGAGAAGGCGGUCAGAGGGAAAAUCUCGUAAUCCAUCGCUAUCACGUCACCGGCAGAGACGACUAUAAAAAGUACUCGAGUUUGUGUAGAAUGGUGCAGAAGGUAGUGAACAUUCUGAAGCAGAUGGAUUCAAGAGAUCCUUACAGAAUUGAGAUGACUGAUGCUCUUCUUGAAAAGCUGUACAACAUGGGCGUUAUAUCGUCUCGUAAAAGUUUGGCUUUGUGCGAGCGGUUGUUGGUAUCAUCUUUCUGCCGGCGUAGGCUUGGCACUGUUUUGGUUCGGCUGAAGUUUGCAGAGCACUUGAAAGAAGCAGUGACAUAUAUCGAGCAGGGGCAUAUUCGUGUAGGGCCAGAUACUGUUACAGACCCUGCAUUCCUCGUCACGAGGAACAUGGAAGACUUCAUAACAUGGGUGGAUACAUCAAAGAUAAGGAGAAGAGUCUUGGAAUAUAAUGACAGGUUGGAUGACUAUGACGCCAUGAACUAAUCUCUGGCUAGCACAUUUUGGUGCCCUAUUUCGUCCUUGAACGAGAUUUCAUUGAGAAAUAUAUGUUCAUUUUUUAUUUAAUUAUUGUAUGUUCGUUUGUUUUCUUGGUUAUGCCUUUUGCUUUUGUGUUAAAUUAGACUACAUUACCAAUGACCAGUCUUCCUUUGGAAAUGUUUUGUCAAACCUUCUCUCAGAUUUGUUGUUGACCAUUUGUGUUGAGGAAGUUAGCCAUUGAAUUCUUUAAAUGAAGUCUGUUCACUUGAAAUAGUAGAAGUUUUGAUUGAGAGCAUAAGUUU
This is a messenger RNA of Striga asiatica, 2196 nucleotides long. NCBI's taxonomy places the organism in Eukaryota, Viridiplantae, Streptophyta, Magnoliopsida, Lamiales, Orobanchaceae. The record is from the annotation of a GenBank genome assembly.